AUGGCCCAGGACAGAGUGGUGACUGGCCCAGGACAGAGUGGUGACUGGCCCAGGACAGAGUGGCGAAUGGCCCAGGACAGAGUGAGGACUGGCCAAGGACAGAGUGGUGACUGGCCCAGGACAGAGCGAGGACUGGCCCAGGGCAGAAAGAGGACUGACCAAGGGCAGAGACAGAGCGAGGACUGGCCCAGGACAGAGUGGCGAAUGGCCCAGGACAGAGUGAGGACUGGCCCAGGACAGAGUGGUGACUGGCCCAGGACAGAGCGAGGACUGGCCCAGGACAGAGUGGUGACUGGCCCAGGACAGAGUGAGGACUGCUACAGGACAGAAUGUGGACUGGCCAAGGACAGAGUGAGGACUGCUACAGGACAGAGUGGUGAAUGGCCCAGGACAGAGCGAGGACUGGCCCAGGACAGAGACAGAGUGAGGACUGACCCAGGGCAGAGUGGUGACUGGCCCAGGACAGAGCGAGGGCUGGCCCAGGACAAAGUGAUGACUGAACCAGGACAGAGUGAGGACUGGCCUGGGACAGAGUGGUGA
Messenger RNA from Haliotis rufescens (red abalone), 540 nucleotides. RefSeq names its product protein PBMUCL2-like. The record is from RefSeq and is a predicted model, not a curated record. The coding region runs from base 1 to 540 and encodes 179 amino acids. The transcript is spliced from 3 exons. NCBI's taxonomy places the organism in Eukaryota, Metazoa, Mollusca, Gastropoda, Lepetellida, Haliotidae.